AUGUUGCCUCAAAACAAGGACCAAGUGCUGCUACAGAACACAGCAGCCCCUGGGUGUCCCCUUCCGGGACCCUCACAACUUGUGGACUCCCUUCCCCAGAACCUCCAGCCUUUGCCUCCCCAGAAAUCACUCCCUCCCUCCCACCCACCUUGCUCCCCUCCUCCACAGUCCCACUCUCCUGGCUCCCAUUUCUACUCUUCUGACUCAAAUUCUGACUUUGUCCUACAUCCCUACUCUUCCUCUCUCCCAAGUUCCUCCACUUUCUUUCCUCAGAAUUACCUGUCCGUCUCUCUUCCAGGUUCCUCCUCUCCCUCCUACCGGCUAUACCCCUCUCCUCCCCCUACUCACUCUAAUCCUUCUCAAUCACAGAACUCCCCUCUCCCACACUGCCAGUCUCCUUCUCACUCUGAAGACCUGCCUAGCUCCACUCUCCCUUCCCAGAACCCCAGCCUACCUUCUCCUGGGGUCCACUCUAAUAGGCAGACAUGGCACUGGCAUCAGUACCAGGAAACCAAGUCUCCUGGGGUGGUGGGGGAAUGCGUGGCAAGCGAGAGGGACCCUGCAGAGUUCAGGCACCCAGGAGCCCUGGCCCAGGCCCUGGUGGUUCACUUGGGGCACCGCCGCAUCGCGCACGACCUUCGGUUACUGCUUUUGCAGAGCCUGUGGCUAGGCAGAGCCGACAAGCCUCCAGUGGUGGAGUAUCCUAUAUGCCUGGUGUGUCUCCGGCCCCGAAGUCCCUCUUGCCCCAUCCCCAGGUACAGGACUGGACCCCGGCUGCUUGCCUUUCCCCAACUGCUGCCCUGUGCACAAGGCCAGGAAUCCAGACCACUCCGCAUAGGCAUUGGCUUUGGCCUCCGCCUGCCUCGUGGUCAGGCCAGAGCUUUGCAUUUGUUGCCAGAAAGAAAGCAGGAGGAAGCAGGACCUCAGGGCGAGGCCACUCAGGCCCGUGGGUAUCAAACCCAGGCAUCUCAGGCCCCAGCAGCUCAAGCCCCAGCAGCUCAGGCCAGGGCACAUUCAGCCUCAGGCAAACCCUCCCAGACCGGGAGCCUCAGUUCUGCAGGCCCUCAAUCACCAAACCCCACUCCGUGUUCAGGGCCUCCACUUCCAGCACCCAAACAGGCCGCUGUCUCCCUGAAGCCCAGUCUUUCCUCUGCUCCAGAAGGGCCUGCCUCUCCAGAGCCUGUUCUCCAAACGUCUCCACCCUUGUUCCAGAACCAUGGAGGCUCACUGGAGUACCUCCUCCAAACUCUACUGUCCCCAUCAGACCCCAGAUCUCAGAAAGCCCCCGAGACACCCUGA
Molecule: messenger RNA, 1299 nt
Organism: Molossus molossus (Pallas's mastiff bat)
Lineage: Eukaryota; Metazoa; Chordata; Mammalia; Chiroptera; Molossidae
Gene: PRR30
Product: proline rich 30
Exons: 1
Coding region: 1-1299 (432 amino acids)
Source: RefSeq, a predicted model, not a curated record